Molecule: messenger RNA, 1710 nt
Organism: Hevea brasiliensis (rubber tree)
Lineage: Eukaryota; Viridiplantae; Streptophyta; Magnoliopsida; Malpighiales; Euphorbiaceae
Exons: 1
Coding region: 229-1581 (450 amino acids)
Source: RefSeq, a predicted model, not a curated record
AAAAAAACAACAAAGAAGUGUUUUGAGCUCACAAAUUUAUUAUUUAUAUGGGUUUUUGGUUCCCAAUGUCCAAAACAUAAAAACCAUUUUUCUUUUUGCAUAUUUUGCCGCCUUCUCCAUUAAAAUCUCUCCACCCUCCUUCUAGCUAAGCGUCUUCCUAAUCCAUGAUGAACCAGAAAGCAAAACCCAGUAGCCCAUUUUAACCAUAAAACACCAAAUACUGACACCAUGUACCUAAUCGCCCAAGUUUCUCAGCGUUUCCUUCUCUUUCUUCAACAGUUACAGAACUUUAAAAGAUCCAUCUUUGCUUUGCUUUAUUGCUUGCCCACUUCCCUGCUAGCUCUUACCCUGUUUCUCCUUUUGGCAUACAAUGGCUCCUCUGUGUUCUACAUUCGCCUUCCCGUUCCCGCCAAAUCAGAGCCGGAGCCUGCUAAUUUUUCACCGGAAAAUCUCGCGGGAAAAUCGCUGAAAAAGCUUUCUACUUCAGUGAUGUGUGCAGUAAAAGAAGAGAACCCACCAGUUAUUUUGAAGACCCACUUGCCCCUUUUGCCCAAACCAGCCAUUUCAAUGGUACCCAUUAACCAUUCUUCGGUUUUAAGGUCCAAGAAAGUGCACAAACACGAAGCUGUGAUCAAGGUUCUGCGUUAUGGAGCCAAAUCAAAGCGGUUUUCGGCAAGAAUAAGGACCUUCUUUGGCAGUUCUGUAUGUAAGGUUCGGUUCUUUAUGACUUGGAUUUCUUCUUUGAAGUCAUUUGGUGAUAGAGAGUUGUUUGCUAUAGAGAGUGUGUUCAAGUCUCACCCAAAUGCUUGUUUGGUUAUUGUUUCCAAUUCCAUGGAUUCUGAAACGGGGAGCUUUUUCUUAAGGCCAUUUUUGGAUAAAGGGUUCAAAGUUAUUGCAAUUAAGCCUGAUUUUGAUUAUAUAUUCAAGAAUACUCAUGCAGAGUCAUGGUUUAAUGAAUUAAGCAAAGGGAGUGUUGAUCCUGGAAAGGUUUCUUUUGGUCAAAACCUCUCAAAUUUGCUUAGGCUUGCUUUAUUGUAUAAAUUUGGUGGUACUUACUUAGACACUGAUGUUAUAGUGUUGAAGAGUUUUGAGAAAAUGAGAAAUGUUAUAGGAGCACAAAAUAUUGAUCUUGAAACUGGGAAUUGGAGCAGAUUGAAUAAUGCUUUGUUGAUUUUUGAUAAGAAUCAUCCUUUACUCUUCAAGUUCAUUCAAGAAUUUGCGCUCACAUUCAAUGGAAACAAGUGGGGUCAUAAUGGUCCUUAUCUAGUUUCCAGAGUUGUUUCAAGGGUAAGUGGUAGGCCUGGGAUUAAUUUCACAGUGUUGCCCCCAUCUGCAUUUUAUCCAGUGAAUUGGAACAGAAUUAGAAGUCUCUUUAAGGGCCCUGCAGAUAAGCUACAUUCAGAAUGGUUGCAUAGGAAGCUUGAGCAGAUAAGAAGGGAAAGUUUAGCUGUCCACCUUUGGAACAAGCAGAGUAGAAAGAUUAAAGUUGAAAAUGGAAGCAUCAUCAAUCAUAUAAUGCUGGAUUCCUGUAUCUUCUGUAAUUCUUCAAACUUGAAUCUGUUACAAUACAAUAAAAAAUGAAAACUGCAAAUUGCCCAUUUUAUGUUUCUGAAAUGCAUAUGUUUAUGGGCAAAUUUAGUCCACCCCUCCAAUAAAGUAUUGAAUAAAGAAAAGGGAGAAUCCUUUUCUUUGGCAGAUUGACCUUUUUAA